AGCAUGGAACAGUGAAUGCAUGAUCAGCUGUUUUCAAAUAAUCUACCAGUUCCAACUCACGGAUGUAUUGGAUAUAUUUAUAAAAAAAAGAUUUUAGAGAAUCGAGGACUUCUUGACCUAGUAGCUGGUACUACUUAGAAAUUUUAGACAGUCUCUAGGAAAUAUCACCUAUCAACACUCAGAAACAGAAGCAACAGGCAUUCUCAGACGAACUAGUAACAAUCAAAAAUAACAUUAAAAAAAUUAAAUAUAUACAAGAAGUAAUGGCACUAGAUGUAAAGAAAUCAUAAACGAGAUAAAACAAAUAUCUAGGGGAGGACAGAUAAUAUAGAGAGAAACGACCUGUUGAAUUGAUUCAAAACCACUUUAGGAUCAAUCUUAUCAGCAAAAUGAAAGUGCCAAACUAUUGGAUAUUUUGUUUAUGGGGGACACUUGUGAUAUACAAUGCCACCGCUAGAAUGGGUGACCAACAAAUGAAGCCAACCAUCCAUAAUGAGGAACAACCAUCACAAGCUGAAACACUACCAGUAAAGCAAGGAAAACCUCAAAUGAGAGCUGGUCAGAAGUUAAAACAUAUGAGAACAACAGAAGCACCAACCCUGAAGCCAACGAGACCCCCUCAGACACCAAAACAGAAAAACAAACCUGCAAACGCAAGAGGGAAAUCAAAACAGGCGUCAAUGAAAUCAAAAUUCCAAACUCCAGAAAGAACACAUGAUACGAAUCCUGCUCAUAAUUACAAUCAAGAAAAUAUUGUCAGAUCGAAUCAAGAAAAGUCUGGUCCCACAAAAUGUGAAUAUGCUAUCGUUGUUAAUGAAAUUGACAGUAGGAAAUGUCCAACCCUUUUACAAGGAGCUGUUGAUGCUCAACAAGACCCAACACCCAACAAGGUACCUACGCAUCAACCUAAUGUUGAUGCACUAAAAGAUAAAGUCCAGGAGGUGGAGAAAACAGUGUUAUUAGAAACACUAAAAACUGACGAUCUCUCAAAAUCUAUUUCAACAUUCGAUACCUUGCUCAAGCAAACUCAAAAUGCAAUAGAGAAUAAUGAAGCCAAUAUAACCCAUGUACAAAAACAGAUGGCCAAAAUUGAGAAACUAUUGCGGAUACAGAAACUCUAUUAUAAAAACAUUGACAGCAAAAUUGGCGGCCUUAUGCUGGAUUUUCAAGAGGUGACGAACACUCUGGAAAAGCACCAACUGCUACUGCCAACCCCUUCCACAGAAAACAAGACAAUAGCUGUAGAGAGUGUACAAAAGACACAAGCGUGUGGAAUCACCAACAAAAAUGUCACACGAUACAGAGACUGUGUGUCUGUGCUGCUUGAUGGAUUUUACAAGAGUGGUAUCUAUUACAUCACACCUAUCUAUGCAGCGGGUGCGAUACCUGUGUGGUGUGACAUGGAUACGCCCCCUGGGGGCUGGAUGGUGAUUCAAAGACGUAUAGAUGACACACAAAGCUUCAAUAAAGGGUGGAAGGAGUAUCGAGAAGGAUUUGGUGAUGUCAGCAAAAAUUUCUGGCUUGGUCUUGACAACAUGUUUCUUUUAACCAAUCAGAAGCAUUAUUCACUCCGAGUUGACUUGUGGGAUUUUUUUGAUAGUCGCGUGUAUGCUGAAUAUAAACAUUUCUACAUCGAUGGCCAAAGAGACCGAUACAAGCUCCACGUGGCUAAUCACACUGGCUCCUGCCCCGAUGGUCUCAGCCAUCAUAAUGGCGUUGCAUUUUCAACCCCCGACCAGGACAAUGAUGCCUGGGCAGACUACCAUUGCGGCCAGGAGUGGGUAUCAGGAUGGUGGUUCAACAACUGCUGGUUUGUCAUCCUCAACGGACAAUAUUAUAACAGCUCCGAGGUGAAGUAUCGGGGAAUAUCAUGGAACGAAUGGAAACAAGAGCAACUGCAGAAAGUGGAAAUGAAAAUCAGACCUACUUAUUAAUAAACUUAAGUUACUGAUAAUAGGGGAAAUGAAUGAAUGACUUGAGUAGGGAAAUGUGGAUGAGACACUAGCUUAUUCCUGAUCAAUGUAAUUAUUGUACCUACUUUACAUGUUUAUCAAUUGUAUUUGAAAGUAAACACUGAAUCAUUGGAAU
Messenger RNA from Owenia fusiformis, 2088 nucleotides. The record is from the annotation of a GenBank genome assembly. Lineage: Eukaryota; Metazoa; Annelida; Polychaeta; Sabellida; Oweniidae.